UCCGCGGAAGAUACUUUUAGAGGACAUCUUGCACAGAUCACGAAAACUGCUACGGAAUAGCGGGAAUAUUCCUCACGUUGAUCUUUCUCUCUGAGACAUGACGGAUACUGAAUGUCAUGGGCAUAUUUCCGAUCUGGUCUGCGUAGGGUUCGGCCCCGCCGCCCUGGCUCUUGCAAUAGCUUUCCUUGAAAAGAAACGCGCAUAUAUCGUAUGUGAAGUGCACUCUUACACAUCAUACACACUCCAAAGUCCAAGCAUUAGGCACGAGGAAAACCGCUACCCCUAGACACCAUAACAUUCAUAGAAAAAAGCUCGUCAUUUCAGUGGCAUCCGGGCAUGCUCCUGCCAGGCGCAAGCAUGCAAAUCAGGCGAGUCUUGUGAACCUUUUUCUCCUUUCAUGGCGAAAUUUACAGACCACAGCUUCCUAAAAGAUCUAGCCAUGCUACGAUCGCC
This is a messenger RNA of Cantharellus anzutake, 453 nucleotides long. RefSeq lists its product as uncharacterized. NCBI's taxonomy places the organism in Eukaryota, Fungi, Basidiomycota, Agaricomycetes, Cantharellales, Hydnaceae. The coding region runs from base 98 to 286 and encodes 62 amino acids. The record is from RefSeq and is a predicted model, not a curated record. The transcript has a single exon.